Messenger RNA from Saxophila tyrrhenica, 2946 nucleotides. RefSeq lists its product as uncharacterized. Lineage: Eukaryota; Fungi; Ascomycota; Dothideomycetes; Mycosphaerellales; Extremaceae. The transcript is spliced from 2 exons. The coding region runs from base 1 to 2946 and encodes 981 amino acids. Gene Ontology annotation, biological process: rRNA processing. The record is from RefSeq and is a predicted model, not a curated record. Gene Ontology annotation, cellular component: nucleolus; small-subunit processome.
AUGCCUCCCAGAGUAGCUCGCUCGAGCGUUCAGAUCGCCGCGCCCAAAUCAGCGCGCAACAAAAACCGCAAGCGCAACCUCGACGCCUACGCCAUCGCCUCGCACGCCACGAAAGCCGACCAACCUCGCUUGAACUCGAAUCGUGCCGGCGAAUACCUCGACGAUGGCCCAAAACACAAGCGAAGACGGGCGGUCGAAGACGAGGAAGGAAGCGAGGGAAGUGUCGAGGAAGAUGUACCUGCUGGCAAGCGGAGGAGGACCGCCGAUGAGGAUCCAGAGGGCGGAGAUGAGGGCAGUGAUAGUGAGGGGAAUGAGUGGACGAUGGGUGGGAUGAGUGAGUUGGAUUCUGACGAGGCUUUUGGGGAGAGCGAUGAGGAGAGGUUUGAGGAUUUUACUUUUCGGGGAUCGAGUGGGAAGGGCAAGAAGGGUGGUGGGAAGAAAGCGAGGGUCAAGCAUGUCGAGGAGGACGAUGAGAUGGAUCUGAGUGAGGGAGAGGACGAUGAUUCCAAAGAGGAAGAGGACGACUUUGGGGACGAGGGAGUGGAUCUGGCUACCAUGUUGGACGACGAUGAUGAAGAGGCGCUGGGUGAGAAGGACAACACGAAGCGAGACAUGGGCGAAGAAGAGCCUAGCGAUGGCGAGGAAUAUGGCUCGAGUUUCUCAGAUGAGGAAGACGAAGACGACGAGAACGAUCCGCAAGCCAACGAAGAGCGUGCAGCUCGAAUGCGCGACCGCCUCGAUGCUCUGAAGUCGUCUGGAAAGCCCUCUGCCACUCAAUCUACCCAACAAUCCGCCGCUUUGACUGUCGACGACCUGCUCGCCACACUCGACCCAGCAUCGCGCAAACAAUACGAUGCAGCCCUCAAAACCAAGAAGAAGUCUACCCGGCCGACUACACUCUCAGCACCCCUGCCUAAGCGCCAACAAGACCGCUUGAACCGCGAAGUCGCCUCCCAGAAAGCCAAAGAACAGCUCGACCGCUGGCGAGAUACCGUAAUCCAGAACCGCCGAGCAGAGUUCUUGUCCUUCCCACUCAAGGAUCCCAAUGCGCAUGAGCCGCAGGGCAAGGAAAAGUUUGUCACGGACGGCCGGCCGCAGAAUGAGCUGGAGCAAAACAUCCAGCGUAUUAUGGAGGAAAGCGGCCUCAGCACCAACAGGGGCAAGAAUGAGGACGAAGAAGCUGCAAUUCUUAAGAGCGAAGAGCUCGCCACGAACAAGCUUCCCGUUGAGGAAGUGAUGCGCCGACGCGCUGAACUCCGACAAGCGCGCGAGUUGCUUUUCAGGGAAGAGAUCAAAGCGAAGCGUCUGUCUAAGAUCAAGAGCAAAUCGUACCGUCGCGUGCAUCGAAAGGAGCGUGCGAGAGAGCGAGAACUUGAACGCGAAGCCCUCGGUGAUGGUGGUGAAGACGAGAAGGAGGCGAAUGAUCGGAAGAGGGCCAUGGCGAGGGUGAGCACGAAACAUCGGGACUCGAAGUUUGCGAAGGCGUUGAAGCAGACGAAUCGCGGGGUGUGGGACGAAGGGGCGCGAGAGGCGGUAAUUGAUGAGGCGAGGAGGAGGGAGGAGCUGGAGAGGAGGAUUCGAGGGGAGGAUGUUGAUGAGGCGGAGAGUGAUGUGCCUAGUGCUGAUGAUGAUGGGGAGGAUGGAUUCGAGGGCUUUGGAGGGGAUGAAGAUGAUGUGACGGUGAUGAAGCAGCUGGAUACGCUGAAGAAUGAUCGAGAGCCUGCUGCGGAGAAGGGGUUGGGGAGUUUGAAGUUCAUGCGUGCUGCGGACGAGAGGCGGAGGGCGCAGAACGAUGAGGAUGUUGAGCGGUUGAGGAAGGAACUUGCUGUUCAAGAUGGCGAUGAGGCCGGCAGUGACGAAGAGAUUGAUGAUCAAGGUCUUGGUCGGGCGGUGUUUGGGCCUAAAGGAAAGGGGGGCAAGGAGAAGAAAAGGGUCAAGCGACCCGAGCUUGAAGAGGGCGAGGAAUCUGGUUCUGAGGCUGAGGCUGAUGCUGAGGGCGAGGAUGGUGUUGAUGUAGUGACGGAGAAGCCGGCGGACCAGAAGAAGGGAGCGAAGCCGCCUAAGCAGAUCGCUGCGAGCGGCCCACUGGCGAAAGGCGGGAAACCUGACCGCAGGGAUCCAAACAGCGGCUUUGCUCAAAAGGAUGGGACGCAAGGUCCCUGGCUCUCGGCUGAUACGGGGAAGCCUGAGCGGAGAGGGCCUGCUACCGAAUGGCUUGCGGCGCCCGCGAACAAGUCCAAGUUGAGACGCGACGAACCUGUCGAGCUCAACACCGCUCGCCCCGAGCAGCAGCCGGACGCCAAUGCCAGAGAUCGCACGAAGGCGAAGUCCGCACUAGCACCAGCACCAGCUGCCCCAGCAAAACCUCAACAGACCACUGACGCCGGCAACACCAACGGCUGGACCACCGUAACCACCACCAACGACCACCCCUCCGACUCCUCCCCCGAACCGACUGACCCCAUCCUCAAAUCCAACCCCACCUACAACCAACGCGCCUUCGCCGCCGACGCCGACGACACCACGUUCGCGGCGGAAAAAACCGCCCUCGCGGCCUCCGAGGACGAAAAGGAAGAAUCCUCCCACCUCCCCGGCUGGGGCUCCUGGACCGGCGCCGGGCUGAGCAAAUCCAUCAAGCGGUCCAACGCGCGCUCCAAGCACAAUCCGCUUUUCAAAACCAAAACUCCCGGCACGAAGCCGCAAGACCGCAAGGAUGCAGGGUUGGAGAAGGUGAUUAUCUCCGAGAAGGGGGCACGGAAGGGGAAAGGGUAUUUGGCGCCUAUCCUCCCGCAUGGAUACGAGACGAAGGAGCAGUAUGAGCGCGCGCUGAGGGUGCCGGUGGGGCCGGAGUGGACGACGAAGGAGGUUUUUCAGCGGGGGACGAGGCCGAGGGUUGUUGUCCGGCCGGGGGAGGUUGUGGGGGCUAUGGAGAAGCCGAUGGUGUAG